UUAAAGCGAGGAGGAGGCAAGAGUGGCCGCCGCUGCUUCUUAAUUCUUUUUUAGUGCAGCCGGAAAGAGCGGGAGUGCGCGCCGCGCGAGAGUGGGAGGCGAGGGGGGCAGGCCAGGGAGAGGCACCGGAGCCUUUGCAGGCACGCGCGCGCCGCCUCCGUCUUGUGUGCUUCGCGAGGUAGAGCGGGCGCGCGGCAGCGGAGGGGAUUACUUUUGCUGCUAGUUUUCGGUUCGCGGCGGCGGCGGGUGUAGUCUCGGCGGCGGCGGCGGCGGCGGCAGUAGCACGAUGUCGGAGGAGCAGUUCGGCGGGGACGGGGCGGCGGCGGCGGAGGCGGCAACGGCGGCGGUAGGCGGCUCGGCGGGCGAGCAGGAGGGAGCCAUGGUGGCGGCGGCGCAGGGGGCAGCGGCGGCGGCGGGAAGCGGAUCUGGGACCGGGGGCGGAAUAGUAGCCUCGUUCCCGCUCUCGCCCGCCGUCCGGGUCCCUCUGCAGCCUCCGUGCACCGGUCUCCCCUUCUCCCCGUUGGGCUCCCCGGGGCCCUCGUUUCCUCCUUCCCCUGCCGCCGCCGCCCCCUCCCCCAUCACACACGUUUCCACCUUUAGCCGUCACCAUGCCGCUCGCCGGCCCGCCCUCCUUUCCUCCCUCGUCUCCGGGCAUAAACACGCCGCGGCACAAAAAGUCGUCCUUCCCGGGUUACUACGGUCCGCUCGGUGCUGCUCCCGGCAGCCCGAGUCGCUGCGAUUGUUUGUAAGCACACGCUUUGGGGGCGUGCGGACUGCCCACCUGCGCUGCUCCCGCGUCGGCUUCCGGGCCGACUUUUGCCUAGUCUGUGGAGUAAAGUUUCGCCUUGGGGUUUGCUCGCUUUCUCCACCGAACGCUGUCGCGCACCAUUCAAACUCCUCCCCACGACACACUGAAGCAGCGGCGGCACAGCGGGAAGAAUGGAAAAUGUUUAUAGGAGGCCUUAGCUGGGACACUACAAAGAAGGAUCUGAAGGACUACUUUUCCAAAUUUGGUGAAGUUGUAGACUGCACUCUGAAGUUAGAUCCUAUCACAGGGCGAUCAAGGGGUUUUGGCUUUGUGCUAUUUAAAGAGUCGGAGAGUGUAGAUAAGGUCAUGGAUCAGAAAGAACAUAAAUUGAAUGGGAAGGUGAUUGAUCCUAAAAGGGCCAAAGCCAUGAAAACAAAAGAACCUGUUAAAAAAAUUUUUGUUGGUGGACUUUCUCCAGAUACACCUGAAGAGAAAAUAAGAGAGUACUUUGGUGGUUUUGGUGAGGUGGAAUCCAUAGAGCUCCCCAUGGACAACAAGACCAAUAAGAGGCGUGGAUUCUGUUUUAUUACCUUUAAAGAAGAAGAACCAGUGAAGAAGAUAAUGGAAAAGAAAUACCAUAAUGUUGGUCUUAGUAAAUGUGAAAUAAAAGUAGCUAUGUCAAAGGAACAGUAUCAGCAACAGCAACAGUGGGGAUCUAGAGGAGGAUUUGCAGGAAGAGCUCGUGGAAGAGGUGGUGGCCCCAGUCAAAACUGGAACCAGGGAUAUAGUAACUAUUGGAAUCAAGGCUAUGGCAACUAUGGAUAUAACAGCCAAGGUUACGGUGGUUAUGGAGGAUAUGACUACACUGGUUACAACAACUACUAUGGAUAUGGUGAUUAUAGCAACCAGCAGAGUGGUUAUGGGAAAGUAUCCAGGCGAGGUGGUCAUCAAAAUAGCUACAAACCAUACUAAAUUAUUCCAUUUGCAACUUACCCCAACAGGUGGUGAAGCAGUAUUUUCCAAUUUGAAGAUUUCAUUUGAAGGUGGCUCCUGCCACCUGCUAAUAGCAGUUCAAACUAAAUUUUUUGUAUCAAGUCCCCGAAUGGAAGUAUGACGUUGGGUCCCUCUGAAGUUUAAUUCUGAGUUCUCAUUAAAAGAAAUUUGCUUUCAUUGUUUUAUUUCUUAAUUGCUAUGCUUCAAAAUCAAUUUGUUUUAUUCCCUCCCCCCCCAGUAUUGUAGAGCAAGUCUUGUGUUAAAAGCCCAGUGUGACAGUGUCAUGAUGUAGUAGUGUCUUACUGGUUUUUUAAUAAAUCCUUUUGUAUAAAAA
Messenger RNA from Oryctolagus cuniculus (rabbit), 2075 nucleotides. The record is from RefSeq and is a predicted model, not a curated record. NCBI's taxonomy places the organism in Eukaryota, Metazoa, Chordata, Mammalia, Lagomorpha, Leporidae.